Molecule: messenger RNA, 3206 nt
Organism: Capra hircus (goat)
Lineage: Eukaryota; Metazoa; Chordata; Mammalia; Artiodactyla; Bovidae
Gene: SPICE1
Product: spindle and centriole associated protein 1
Exons: 19
Coding region: 94-2808 (904 amino acids)
Biological process (GO): regulation of centriole replication; metaphase chromosome alignment; mitotic spindle assembly
Cellular component (GO): spindle; centriole; centrosome
Source: RefSeq, a predicted model, not a curated record
GAAGCCGCGAGCUGAGUUAACUUGUGGCGGGCCUGACGGUUCUGCAGCUUGAAGUUUUAGUCGUGGUGGAGGCAGCUGUUGGGAAACGACAAGAUGUCAUUUGUCCGAGUGAACCGUUAUGGUCCCCGUGGAGGAGGAAGGAAAACACUGAAAGUAAAGAAGAAAACAUCUGUGAAGCAAGAAUGGGAUAACACUGUGACUGAUCUGACAGUUCAUCGGGCAACUCCUGAAGAUCUGAUCCGUCGUCAUGAAAUACACAAAUCAAAGAAUAGAGCAUUGGUCCACUGGGAGCUCCAAGAGAAAGCUUUGAAGAGGAAAUGGAAGAAGCAGAAACCAGAAAUUUCUAAUCUUGAGAAAAGGAGAUUGUCUAUCAUGAAGGAGAUUCUUUCUGAUCAAUACCAGCUGCAGGAUGUAUUGGAAAAAUCUGAUCAUUUGAUGGCUACAACAAAAGAUCUAUUUGUUGAUUUUCCUCGCAGGCGCACAGGAUUUCCGAAUGUAACAAUGGCUCCGGAGUCCUCUCAAAGUCCCAUUGUGGUCAGUCAGGACCCUGUCACCCAGGCCAUCCGUAGCGAAUCUGUUAUAGAGCCUCAGGCUCUUAAUGAAGUAGAUGAUGAUGAACAAGAAGGAACUGUUAACAGCCAGUCAGAAGAAAGUGAGAAUGAGUUGGAUAACUCUCAAAUCUCUCAGUCAAAUGCAAAUGCAGGAACCAGGGUAUUCAGCACAGUAAACGAGAUAGUAGCCUUGGAGGAGUCCGUUUCCCUUGCAGAAGACAAAGCCUCUGAAAAGGAAUACAUCUGGAAAAGGCCUCCCUGUAGUGAGCAGUUUCUCCACCAAAUAAAGGAAGAAAAUUCUGAGUUAAUUAAUAAACUAUGGACUGAUAUUCAGCAGAAAGUAGCAACACAGUCACAAAUAACAGCCUCUUCAGGAACUCCAUCAUCUGCUUCUCCAUUAGGAGAACAAAAAGAUUCUUUUGGAAUUGUAGCUGCGUUGAAUGCUACCAAUGCUGUUAAGAGAAUCCAUACGAGGCUUCAACCUGAAGAAGCUACUGAGACUCUAGACUCAAGCUAUGUUGUGGGACAGGUGCUAAACUCAAGGAAGCAAAAACAGCUGCUAAAUAAAGUGAAAAGAAAACCAGAUUCACGUGCUCCUUCCAAACAGAAGAGUAGCGUGUUAUCAGCCAGCACAGCCUCCACAGACUUACCAAGUAGCAGUAACCCCAGCCUGGAUGUCCUUAAACACAUGAUACAUGAAGUGGAACAUGAAAUAGAAGAAUAUGAACGGUGGACAGGCCGCGAGGUCCAGGGACUCCAAAACAGUCAGGGUCUCACUGGCUUCACCCUGUCCCUCGUGAGCUCACUCUGUCGCCUAGUUCGGUACCUUAAAGAGAGUGAGCUCCAACUGCGUAAAGAAGUAGAGACAAGGCAGCAACUGGAACAAGCAUUAGGUGAUCAUCGAGAGCUCAUUGAUGCGCUGACAGCUGAAGUUCUUUUCCUUAGAGAAGAAAAUACUGCUACCCAGGCGAGACUUCAGCAGUACAUGAUCACAACAGAUGAGCAGCUUAUAUCACUCACACAUGCCAUUAAAAACUGUCCUGUGAUAAGUAACAAAGAAAGUCAGGCCUUAGAAAGCGGAGCCACAAGUCAGAGAAAUAUGGAUAAUCCAGAGGACCCAGCCGUAAAUGCUCGUGUAUCCGUGCCAUUGAUGUUCAGAGGAGAAGAUGUGGUUGAGUUCCCACAGGAAGAUUUGCCUGUCAAACUGUCUCAGGUGCCAAACCCUCCAGAAAGUGGGAACCUGGCCAGCAAUCUUCCAGGACAUAUAUUUGAGCCAGCAGUGUUGUUAACACCACCCAGGCAGAAGAGCAACUCAGAAUUCUCUCCUUUGCAGGACGUAUUGAGGAGGACUGUUCAAACUCGUCCUGCUCCACGAAUUCCUCCAACUGUGGAAAUAAUUGAAAAGGAACAAAAUUGGGAAAAGAAGACCUUACCUGUUGGCGCAGACAUUCAGAACUCGAAUGAUGAGAGUCACCUCUUCACUCAGAGGUGGAGGGCCUCUCACAUGGGAGAAGACUCACAGAGCAAAACCCAGGCUCCUUUUGUUAGCCUCUCACAGCCUCUCUGCAGUUCCCGGUCAAGCAUGCAGCAAUCGAGAAACCCCACACUCUCAGAAGAACCCCUGGUGCUGGGAGACGGGCAGCAGCUUAGAACAAAUGAGACAUUAAUACAGAGAAAGGACAUCAUGGCACGAAUUGCGGAGUUGACCCUGCAGAAUUCAGCUAUCAGGGCACAUCUGAAUAAUAUUAUUGGUCCAGGGGGAGAACAAGGGGACGGACUUCGGGAGUUUAACAGACAGGAGACAAGUCAUGCCAGUGACACGAUGGCUACUUUUCCAGCAGUGCAACCUCUGACACCAAGUAGCAUGGAGGAACGGAUUGCAGAAUUGAAUCGACAGAGUAUGGAGGCUCGUGGAAAACUCUUGCAGUUAAUAGAGCAGCAGAAGCUGAUUGGCUUGAAUCCUUCCUCUCCACCAGUAUCACCUGUGCAGUCACCUCUCAGAGCAUGGGCUGAGGGCGGAAAGAGGACAAUAGAGGUAUCUAUUCCAGGAGCAGAAGCCCCAGAAAGCUCAAAAUGUAGUACUGUCUCUCCUACUAGUGGGCUAAAUUCGAGAAGAUCUUCAGGGGCUGCUAGUAAUUCUUGUUCUCCUUUAAAUGCCACCUCGGGAAGUGGGCGCUUGACACCUCUUAAUCCAAGAGCAAAGAUUGAGAAACAAAAUGAAGAAGGCUGGUUUGCUCUUUCUACCCACGUGUCAUAAGUGAGGUCGAGUUGUAGAGUUUGUUUUCAGUAAUAUAUUCUUGAACUUCUACUCCCCUUUCCCUGCUUCUGCUUUCAAAUUUCUGUAUUUUUCUUUCAGAUAAAACUUAACAAAGAUCUUGUGAAUUAGCACUAACGGAACCAAGAAAUAGAGCAAUUAUUUUAAUUUCUGCCUUUUCAAAUAGAUGUCCGACAAAUAGCCUUGUAAAUAAAAUUUGACUAGAGGAAAAUGAAAAUUGCGUAUUCUAAUAAAUUCAAGGGCUUUUUCGGUAUUAUAUUUUUAUCUUUAUCAUCUUUAUUCAGAAUGUUUUGGUCUAGUAUAUCUUAAAUGUUAUUUUUUUCUGAAGAACUAAGUUGGUUUUCAUGUAACUUACAAUAAACAGCCUCUGUGUGACUAAA